AUGAUUCUUGAGCACAUUGUCCCCCACUCUUUCCGCAACGCAGCACUGCUGUUUCUCUCCGGGAUUCUGCUUCAUCUCGUGUUAAAUAAAUACGGCCGAAGAUUGAAUCGAGUGCCGGGGCCAUGGCUUGCAGGUUUCACAGACAUAUGGAGACUGUUCAUAGCCCGAGGGCGCCGAGCCCAAGAGGUACACCUUGAUUUGCAUGAAAGAUACGGCCCCGUUGUUAGGCUAGGCCCUCGAGCCGUGUCUGUGGCAGAUCCCGAGGCUAUAAAAAUUAUUUACAGCGCAGGCUCAGGAUUUCUUAAAACAAGCUUCUAUCCAGUGCAACAGGCCCUCGCCAAGGGCAGGAGAUUGGAAACCAUGUUUAAUACAGCCAACGAGGAAUACCAUGCAAGGCUUCGUAGGUCAGUAUCGAAUGCAUAUGCGAUGAGCACGCUGGUGAACUUUGAACCAUUUGUCGAUUCAACCACGACCGAGUUCCUGAAGCAACUAAAGCUUCGAUAUGCAAACCAAUCGGGGAACGAGGGUGUUUGUGACUUCGGGGCUUGGCUGCAGUAUUAUGCGUUCGAUGUGAUUGGGGAGUUGACCUACUCAAAGAGAUUGGGGUUCGUGGAACAGGGCGUUGAUAUUGGAAAUAUAAUCCGAGAUCUGGAAGCUUUCUUGGACUACGUGGCGUGGGUUGGCCAAAUUCCUUUCCUUGACCGUUUACUCAAGAAGAAUCCGGUUACGAUUUGGAUGGCACAACACGGGUUGCUCAACGCAAGUAAUCCAGUAGCAGAAUUUGCCAAAAAGCACAUUGCAGAACGUCAACGUGAGGAGGAGUCUGGUGACGCGAAAGCAGCGGGGCAGGCUCCAAGGAGAGACUUUUUGAACCGAUUCAAGGAAGCCCGAGCCAAGAACCCUGACUUUAUAACUGAACAGCUUGUCUUAGCCCUUACCGUUGCGAACAUGUUUGCAGGCUCUGAUACAACUGGGAUAACAAUGCGAGCUGUUUUCUACUUCCUGUUGAAGAACCCCUCAACAAUGGAAAGGUUGCUUGCGGAGCUUUCUGAGGAAAGCAGGAAUGGAAGAUUCGCGAGACAUGACGGCCUUGUUCAGUGGGAUGAAGUCAGAACACUCCCGUACCUUGGCGCCGUUAUUAACGAAGCACUGCGCUGCCAUCCUGCUGUCGGACUGACGCUUGAAAGGCUUGUUCCACCAGAGGGGGUUACUAUAUCAGGCCAUUUCUUGCCCGGUGGCACGAUUGUUGGUUGCUCAGCAUGGGUUCUUCAUCGAGAUGAAGGAACAUUUGGCUCUGACGCAUCAAAAUUCCGCCCUGAAAGAUGGAUUGAAGCCAGUUCAGAACAACGUCAGAAGAUGAACAACGCACUGUUCUCAUUUGGUGCAGGAGCUAGAACCUGCAUUGGCAAGAACAUUUCCUUGCUCGAGCUUUACAAGCUUGUGCCAGCUGUACUGCGGACAUUCGAGAUUGAGCUCGUGGAUCCAGAGGCUACCUGGAACCUUCACAAUGCGUGGUUUGUUAGGCAAAAGGGCUUUAAUGUCCGGCUCAAAGAGAGAGAGACAAUUAUCUGA
Molecule: messenger RNA, 1572 nt
Organism: Ilyonectria robusta
Lineage: Eukaryota; Fungi; Ascomycota; Sordariomycetes; Hypocreales; Nectriaceae
Product: cytochrome P450
Exons: 4
Coding region: 1-1572 (523 amino acids)
Molecular function (GO): monooxygenase activity; heme binding; iron ion binding
Source: RefSeq, a predicted model, not a curated record